AUGUCUAAUAAAGCAACAAAAAGUGACGUGGAUCCAUUGCACUCGUUUUUGGCAGGGUCCCUAGCCGGUGCUGCUGAAGCAUGUAUAACAUACCCCUUUGAGUUUGCCAAAACAAGGCUGCAAUUGAUUGAUAAGGCUUCCAAGGCGUCAAGAAAUCCUCUAGUGUUGAUAUAUAAAACUGCGAAAACUCAAGGCAUUGGUUCCAUUUACGUUGGAUGCCCUGCAUUUAUUGUCGGUAACACCGCUAAGGCGGGUAUUAGAUUUCUUGGGUUUGAUACUAUCAAAGACUUACUUAGAGACCGUGAAACUGGAGAGCUAAGCGGUACAAGAGGAGUGAUCGCUGGGCUAGGAGCGGGGCUAUUAGAAAGUGUUGCUGCAGUGACGCCUUUUGAAGCAAUCAAAACUGCCUUGAUCGACGAUAAACAAUCUGCUAAACCAAAAUACCACAAUAAUGGGCGUGGCGUGAUACGAAAUUAUUCAUCAUUAGUUCGUGAUAAAGGGUUUUCUGGCCUUUAUCGUGGUGUUUUGCCAGUUUCUAUGAGGCAGGCUGCAAACCAAGCCGUUAGGUUGGGUUGUUACAACAAGAUUAAGACCUUAAUUCAAGAUUAUACAAAUUCGCCAAAAGACAAACCGUUAUCAUCCGGUUUAACCUUUAUAGUGGGUGCAUUUAGUGGUAUAGUGACAGUCUAUUCCACUAUGCCUCUUGAUACUGUGAAAACAAGAAUGCAAAGUUUAGAUUCCACCAAGUAUUCCUCUACCGUAAAUUGUUUUGCAACCAUAUUCAAAGAAGAAGGGUUAAAGACGUUUUGGAAGGGUGCCACCCCUAGACUAGGGAGAUUAGUCCUGAGUGGUGGUAUUGUUUUUACAAUCUACGAAAAGGUUCUAGUUAUGCUAGCCUGA
This is a messenger RNA of Saccharomyces paradoxus, 900 nucleotides long. RefSeq names its product Ctp1p (gene CTP1). The transcript has a single exon. Gene Ontology annotation, biological process: mitochondrial citrate transmembrane transport. Bases 1 to 900 code for a protein of 299 amino acids. Gene Ontology annotation, molecular function: tricarboxylate secondary active transmembrane transporter activity. Lineage: Eukaryota; Fungi; Ascomycota; Saccharomycetes; Saccharomycetales; Saccharomycetaceae. The record is from RefSeq and is a predicted model, not a curated record.